Messenger RNA from Canis lupus familiaris (dog), 912 nucleotides. RefSeq names its product LSM2 homolog, U6 small nuclear RNA and mRNA degradation associated (gene LSM2). Gene Ontology annotation, molecular function: RNA binding. Bases 246 to 533 code for a protein of 95 amino acids. Gene Ontology annotation, biological process: mRNA splicing, via spliceosome. NCBI's taxonomy places the organism in Eukaryota, Metazoa, Chordata, Mammalia, Carnivora, Canidae. Gene Ontology annotation, cellular component: Lsm1-7-Pat1 complex; catalytic step 2 spliceosome; U4/U6 x U5 tri-snRNP complex. The record is from RefSeq and is a predicted model, not a curated record. The transcript has 5 exons.
CUCGGGAGGAAGCGGGAGGGCAGGAAGGCCCGCCCCCUUCCCGGCUCUCCCCUGCCGUCUCUCCUGGAGCUGCGAGCCAGCCGCGCGCUUCUGUCGCUGCUCGGAGCUCCCGGCGCUUCUUGCUGCGCCUGCGCGGCCCCGUCCGGCUCCCCACGUGGGUCGCCUCCUGGUUGCCGCCGGCCCCAGGCCCGCGGGUCCCGGCCCUCGCCUCCCCGGUCCCGUCGGCGUCCCGCGUCUGGAGCGCCAUGCUCUUCUAUUCCUUUUUCAAGUCCCUGGUGGGCAAGGAUGUGGUCGUGGAACUCAAGAAUGACCUGAGCAUCUGUGGAACCCUCCAUUCUGUGGAUCAGUAUCUCAACAUCAAACUAACCGACAUCAGUGUCACAGACCCUGAGAAAUAUCCUCACAUGUUGUCAGUGAAGAACUGCUUCAUCCGUGGCUCAGUGGUCCGCUACGUGCAGUUGCCGGCAGAUGAGGUGGACACACAGUUGCUGCAGGAUGCAGCGAGGAAGGAGGCCUUGCAGCAGAAACAGUGAUGGUUCCUUCUCCCUUCCCUUUCCCUCUUCUGUUAGUGACCUUUCACCUCAAGUCACAGCCUGGGAUUCCUCCCUCCCAUAUUUGAGGGGGAUUUUUUUGGUCUUUUUUUUGUUUGUUUUUAAAGAGUGGAGGCUUUUUCUUUAAGGGAUGAGUGGAUGAGAAUAUUAAUAGUGGGGAGUAGCUCUCCUCUGUUGAGGAGGGGACGAUAAUAGGCUAGGGAACUGCAAAGCCUGCCUUGUCCUCAGCACCUGCCUUUCUCACUCCUUCCCUGGAUAUGGCAGGAGAAUCUCCUAGAUCUCUCCAGGGCAGCAUGUGAUUCAUUUGGGGGAUGGAAGGAAUCUGUCCCGCAUCGGGAAUAAACUUAUGAUGCACAUUUGA